AACUGAAGUAAGCUGAAGUUGCUGAAGCUACACAGGCUUUACAAGACAUAAGUACGAGUCUGCCAGCAACCAUGUGUACUAUUUCAAUGCACAUCCUAGAGAGCUGGAAGACAGGGUUUGGAUGGGGAACUCAAACACACAUCACAUGACAUGAGUAUGAAAGGCGAAAAUUCUCUACAAUUAGAAACACCGGAAAGUUUGCUGAAUGAUGGUCAACAUCACGGACGGAAUGUUCCACUGCCCUGGUGGGAACAUGUUCCAGGAGGGACAAAGAUCAAGGAUUAUUUUGCUUCCACUUCCCUCCAUGGUCUUAAAUACUUUUCUGAACCGAGUCGUUUGGUUGAGAGGUUCUACUGGAUUAUAGCAAUGGUGGUGGUGUACGUGGGCUUGAUUAGUUCAUUGUACGACCAGAGUAAGCUGUUUCUGAACAGUCCUGUAUUAAUGUCUUUGGACAGUAGUACCACACCUGUCUGGGACAUCCCCUUCCCUGCUGUUACUAUCUGCAGCGAGAACCAGGUCAGACCUUCAUUCUUCAACUAUUCCGAUUACAAGACCAGAACCAACAUGACAAAGAGAGAGCUAGAAGUUUUUGAAUACCUGACAAUGGUAUGUGAUUAUAACGCAACCGAAUCUGGAUUAAACUUCUUCUCUACGAAGGCACUGGAUGAAGUUCAUUAUGACAUUUGGGAUAGAUGCAGUGACACACUCGCUUUAGUGUGGCUGAAUAACUAUGUGCCAGAUGUCUGCAGCAUGAUCCAGCCCGUGUUGACACCCUCAGGAGCAUGCCACACCUUCAACAGCCUCCCGGGAAAUCGACUCUUCCGGGAAUCCAUUUUCUCCUCUUUACAUAACUAUGGUCGUCAAGUGGAAUCCAUUGAUGAUGACAUAAUCUGGAGCCCUGACCGAGGCUACAGGGGCAAGAAAGUGUUCAAUAGUACACCAUGGAGGAUCCGGGGAGGAGGCUCUGGACAGGAUGCAACGUUCAUGCUCAAUCUUAAUGUUAUAGACUUUGACGAUACAUGCUUUUUUGGAAGUCAUGGCUUUGAGGUGAUCCUGCACAGUCCAGCAGAGCUGCCUACCCCAUCACACCCCUCAACUUAUGUGCACGCUGAUCGCGCGACCACCAUCAAAAUUGUCCCAGAGAUCAAAACAACUAAAGAGGAGUUAAGAAGAUGGGACCCGAAGCUGAGAGGCUGCUUCUUUGAUGAUGAACGGCCGCUUCAGUAUUUUCAGUACUACACAGAGAAAAACUGUGACCUGGAAUGUGAAAGUAACGCAUCGCUAUCACGCUGCGGCUGUGUGCCUUUCUAUCAUCCACGUACAAGAGAUACUCCUGUGUGUGGCCCUGAAAAGUACGACUGCUGUUUCGAAAGUAUAGCCGAAUCCAUUGAUCCAGAUUCACCCUCAUUUCAAAACUGCAACUGCUUACCUGCUUGCUUUGAAAUUGAAUACAGGAUAAGUGUAGCGAAUUUCCAGCGGAAUUUUUCAACAGCUACAGCGAAAGGAUUCCAAAGCGGUAUUUUCUCUGGGAAUUUUCCUGAGAACAACUUUGCCUUGGUCACAGUUCAGUACCAGACACAGAAAGUGAUUGCACAGAUGAGAGUCGCGGUUUUCAGUUUUACUGAUUUUAUUGCCAACAUUGGUGGUUUGUUGGGGCUCUUCCUGGGAUUCAGCUUCCUCAGCUUGUUUGAGAUUAUUUACUUUUUUGUACUAAAAUAUUACAAGAAGAGAUCAAACAAAAGAACUGAUACUGAUAAUUAAAAAUUUAAACUGUGUAACAUGUAUGUGUGGUGAAAUAAAUAUGGGUGCUGUUGUUUUCUUAAAAA
Molecule: messenger RNA, 1826 nt
Organism: Homalodisca vitripennis (glassy-winged sharpshooter)
Lineage: Eukaryota; Metazoa; Arthropoda; Insecta; Hemiptera; Cicadellidae
Product: pickpocket protein 28-like
Exons: 11
Coding region: 151-1761 (536 amino acids)
Biological process (GO): sodium ion transmembrane transport
Cellular component (GO): membrane
Molecular function (GO): ligand-gated sodium channel activity
Source: RefSeq, a predicted model, not a curated record